GUUCUCCGCUUGACUUCCAACCACCACCAUCUACCCCUAAUCAAAUAUCAGGAGUCGACCAUGAACUUGAACACUCGAUGUUCCAUCUGCCUCGAAACUUUGGGUGAAGACUUACCUCCCAUGGCUACCCCUUGUGGACAUCUCUACUGUUUCGACUGCACAACAUUUCAUUUCGCAUCGGAAUCAUCUGCGGCUCCUUGUGCAGUUUGUCGAACACCACAACCGCUAGAAGCUCUAAUUAAGCUAUACCCAGACUAUGAUACUCCCUCCCAACCUGCGUCGAUAUCUAAUUCUAGGUUGCGCGAAGAGGCGGAUGAUAUAGUCGAAUCGGGCCGGCAGGCGCUGUCCGCAUCGUCUAUAGACACGGACACUAUCGCAAACAUAACUUCAAGUGUACAAGGGAUAUUGGACAGCGUGACCGAACAGACACAUCCAGAUACAGAAUUUCGGCCUCUGCUUAGAUCUAUAGGCACGGUUUUGGCGGACAUACGAACGAGGGUGCAAGAACUGCAUACAUUACGUCAAGGAGAGCUUGCCCAAGCUGAAAUUGAACGUAUCAAUGCGCUUGCACGCCAGCAAAUCGAACACGCACGCAAUGAUGCCAAAGAGGACGUGAGGAAGUACCGCCAAGCCUAUAAACGGCGCGAAACCAAGCUAGAACAGGAGAAUAUCGAGCUACAGAUCCAAUUGGAGAAUGUACGCCGGAAAUUUGUCUUCGUGACAAGCGAACAUGAAUCCGGCCAGCAUGAUCUCGCUACGCUCAGAGGGGAAGUAGAGGCGUUGAAGAAAAGUUCUUUAAAGUAUCAGAAGAAGUAUCACGCUCUCCGUCAAUCUCACCGCAGUCUUAAGCGUAGUGCAAGUGGAGGACUAGAUGACGAUGACUUGGAAGUGAUUUGAGCUGAGCACUGUAUUGUAGGUAAACUAUCUCGGACAUUUCGUACCAUUGUAAUGCAAGAUCACCGCACGUUCCGUCAGGGUGAAGAGCCGUCUUAACAUGAGACACAGUCUGUCAAUCCUCCAUUGCAGUCA
Messenger RNA from Somion occarium, 1029 nucleotides. NCBI's taxonomy places the organism in Eukaryota, Fungi, Basidiomycota, Agaricomycetes, Polyporales, Cerrenaceae. The record is from the annotation of a GenBank genome assembly.